UUUCUUUAAUUGAAAAUAGGCUCCUGGAAAUUUGGUUUUCACAUCUGUGUUUACGGUUUAGAGAGAGAAUGACGAAGGAAGAGGCUCAUAGCCAUUAGGGUUUAUAGAGAGAGAAGAAGGAAGUAGGAAAAGUUUUUAGUUUUUAGAGAGAGAAGAAGGAAUACGGAAGAGUUCAUCAGUUUCACAAACCCUAAUGGAAGAGGCCCUAACUGAUUUUUAGAGAGAGAAAAGGAAAGGAAGAUGGGAUGCUGAUUUGUAAUAGUUUGAAGAUGAUUUUUCUCUCUGAUUUAAGUUGUUGUUGGAGAGAAAGCCCUAAUUAUACUGAGUUGUUGUCUGAGAGAAAGCCUUAAUUAUACUGAUUUGUGAAGAGGCCCUAACGGAUUGCCCUAACUGAUUUUUUGAUUUGUGAAGAGGCCCUAACUUAUUUUUAGAGAGAGAAAAGGAAGAGGGUUUUUCAUUUUGUCAGGGAAACAACAAGUUUGGGGGAUUGCUUGCUCCUAAUGAAGGAAAACAUUUUUGUACUAGAAUGAAGGAGAAGGAAGGGAAGGAGAGUAGUACGCAGCGAUUCGAAUUUUGCAGCGUAUGCAGGCUCAACCAUGACCAAGGCCGGCGCCACAACUACUUCCCCUCUCACAAGUCAUCCUUCUCUCUCCUCCUCUCCAAAUUUAAAUCCAAAAUUCAAGAUGUCCGCUUCUUCCUGAAAAACCCCUCUGUCCUCAAGCCAGAGGAUGUAUCUUGCAAUCGAUUCUGGUGUGUUUGCUGCGAGCACGAUAUCAAUGAACUCAACAGCACCUUCGCCUGUAGCAACGCCAUUGCUCACCUGACAAGCUCAGGGCACUUAAAGGUUCUCAAGUCUUUCUUGUGGAAAUACGGUGGGGGAAUGGAUCGAGUUGAUUGGCUUAGGAUUUCUCAAGCGGAUCGUGAAAGGUGGGAGAAACGUUGUUGCUCAAUAAUGAGUGCAAAAUCAUCAUCAAAUGGAUCUUCUCAUGCUUCAAACAAUAUCCACGCUGAACUUAGAUUUGUCAAUAUGGAUAAUUUUGAAAAGAAUUCAAUCCAAUCUUUUUCCAUUACUGUUCCAAAUGGUGUUAGACCUUUACAAUAUUUCACGAAUGAGAGCUUUCAGGAUUCUUACCCAGCUGAUGCUACAAAGUUUGCUCCAUCCUCAUCUGAUGCCUGCCUACCAGUUACUGUGCAUAAAAAGUUGGAGGGCCAGUGCAUCUUUGAUCCUGCGAGCUCAAUUAAAUUCCUAGGUGGUGAAGAGAAAAUUGGAUGCACUCUUAUUAACAAUGAUAGCCAAGCCUUGGUUGAUUAUUCUCAGAUGGGUGGAGAGGUUCAAAGACUACCUAGUAGUGCCCAGAAUGGAACCGGAGUUUUGCAGCAUGUCACCAAGAUUUCUCCCUCACUUCCUGAAGAAUCAGUCUUAAAAGUUCAGUCUGGUACUCCUCCUCCAUGGUUAGAAAUACAUGAACUCGACCUCAAAGUUGGAAAAGCAGAGGUUAUGAACAACUCUGUGUCUAUCCCGAAUCAGAUGCGCCCAUCUCACAAGAUAAGAAAUCCCAAAAGAGUGGGAGCAGCAUGGGCAGAAAAACGAAGGGCAGAGCUUGUGAAAGAGAAAAGUGGAGAUGUUGUUAGUAGUUUUGAUGCUGAUUGGCUUCCUAAUUUUGGAAGAGUUUGGCAAUCAGGUUCACGUAAGGAAUCCAGAAAAGAGUUUGAAAACGAAAGACACAAAUUAUUCAAGUUUGAUAGCAUAACGAAGGAAUCUACUACCUUGCAGCCUUAUGUUAGCAAAAGAAUGGUUCGUCUAUGAACCAGAACAGAAUAGCUAUAUCUUCAGAAGGGCUUAAGCUGGAGGCAUCACUGGUGAUUUCUGUCCUUCAGCUUGCAUCUGUCAAUAUUUGUCAUAGAAGUAGGUUCCCUGAUGGCAUAAAAUUUCAGAUUGUUUGUUUAUUGCUUGAGAUAUAUAUCUACUUGAUGCGGGAAAACAAUUUUGUUUUGAGAGAACAUGGGCCUUCCAUAUAAUCUUAUCUGGAAGACAAUAAAUUACUUUUGAGACAUAUAGGGGGAAUGUGAUAAGCUGAGUGCUCUUAAUUUAUUCUCGUUGUUUCCUCUCCUUUUCAGAAAAGUACUAACUUAUGAGUUAAGGGAAUAAACUCGUUACUUGACUUUCUAGUACUUUGUUUUGGGGAUUUAUUAUGCAUUUCUGUAGUACUGUAGUAAUCAGCACCUCCGUUUCAACAUACUCCUUUGUUUG
Amborella trichopoda is the source of this 2251-nucleotide messenger RNA. The record is from RefSeq and is a predicted model, not a curated record. NCBI's taxonomy places the organism in Eukaryota, Viridiplantae, Streptophyta, Magnoliopsida, Amborellales, Amborellaceae.